AUCUAUUAGCGGAAAAUUCAAACUUGUACGAUGGUUUCUCUCUCUGACGCUGAGAGUCUCGUCAGAUCUGAGGAUAUGCGAAUCGGGUAAUCAAAAGGAUCGUAGUAGCCCUACCGAGAUGGAAUUGGAAGAUAGUGAUGCACGGGGAAAGCACAGGAUCCUUGCUGAGCUUGGUCGCGUCGAAGAGGAAGUCAGAUUCUUGGAGAAAGAGCUGGGAGAGCUCGGGCAGACUGAUAUCGUAUCAACCGUUUGUGAGGAGCUGCUCUGUCUUAUCGAGAAAGCACCCGACCCUCUCUUGCCCCUGACCAAUGGGCCUUUGAACUUAGGAUGGGACCGGUGGUUUGAAGGACCAAAUGGGGGAGAUGGCUGCAGCUGCUUUAUACUUUGAUCCAACAGAGUUAAAUGGGGUUUACAUAAAUAUAGGCCUGGCCAGUUUUGGUGUUAAGACUAGUUUACAUGGGACCCAACCCAGAGUUUUAACAUGAGUGAUCUAUAUAAUCUCCUGGUAGAAAAAAAUCGUACAGAGCUCUGGGUUGUGUAGCAUGGUUAAAUUGCAAGUAUGUAAGCUAAGCAGUACCAUAUUGUAUGUAUGAGAUUCGAAUCUGACAUCCGAGCAAUCGAGUUUGAGCUUCUCAUUGUUGUU
Raphanus sativus (radish) is the source of this 643-nucleotide messenger RNA. Its product is annotated as guanine nucleotide-binding protein subunit gamma 1. Bases 119 to 388 code for a protein of 89 amino acids. The transcript is spliced from 4 exons. Lineage: Eukaryota; Viridiplantae; Streptophyta; Magnoliopsida; Brassicales; Brassicaceae. The record is from RefSeq and is a predicted model, not a curated record. Gene Ontology annotation, biological process: G protein-coupled receptor signaling pathway.